AUGUCAUGUUCUUUUGUCUUCUUAAGAGUGCAACAUUACAUUACAUUACAUUACAUUGCAUUUAGCAGACGCUUUUAUCCAAAGCGACUUACAGAGGAGGACAUAAGCUGAGAAUAACAGAGAAAGAAGCAGCUCUCCAUGAGUUUGUGGCAACUGUGAAACCUCCACGAUGUCCUUCCUGUGGAUCUGUUUGAGUCUGUUCUAUGCUGCUUCUUUUCUAAAAAGCAGUGCAUCAUCAUCUACAAGUGUCAGUAAACCAGGAGUGUCACUGAAGUGCAAUGAAACAGUGGGAGAAGUUGAAGCAGGGAAAGAUGUGACACUAUACUGUGUUAUAUCUUACUCAGAGUCUGUGAAGAAUGAGAACUGUACGGUUUUGCAUUAUGUCUGGAAUAACACAGCUGGCAUCAUAUCAUGUGACACUGACCAGAAGUACACCUGCGAACGGGACAAUCAGACUUACGUGUCCCUGACCAUCUCAGGUGUCAACAAAAAUGAAAGUUACAUUGUUUCCAUAGAAACAGACUGUGGUCACACUACAUCAUCUGCUAUCAACGUACAAGUUAAACAUGACACUGCUGGUGUCGGGUCAUCAGUGAUAUCUCCUGAGGCCACAGGUACUGUGAUACCUGCUGUACUGGGUAUUUUUGCUACACUUGUUAUUUUUGGCAUUUUGUGUUUCCUGUUUCGAACUAAAAAAGGCAAAAGAAUAAUGAGAGUUAGAGUCAAAGAGUCACAUACACAGUCUUACACACAUACACAUACAGAUACACAUGUGUGUUUGUAAAUGCGUACAUAUUUGUUCUGCAUUGAAGUUAUUCCACAGCUGGCUGUGUAGCUUCCUGCCUCUAAAAAUCAUAUUGUUAUGUUAGUUAGUUGUUUUCUUUGUUUGUUUGUUUUAGAAUCUUUGUACAAAUGGAUCCCUAUGUGAAUAUGAUGAUAGAGCCAGAGCAUCUUGUUUAUUCCACACUUCUUUGUCAAGACCUAGCAACAGUCUAGAAUAGAUUAUGUUGUUGCAUUAUAGGUUUUUAAAUGCUCAGUUUGUAAGAUUUAGAGCCCAUUUUGUAUAGAAUAGACAGAAAUCGAAAAUAAGAUUUGUUUUUGUUUUUUAAACUUAAAAUGAGCCUACAGGUGUCGUGUACCAUGUUGAACCCACAUUUCUACAGUAGACCAGAAAAGACACACUAAGCACUGGCUCUAGAUAGGACUGUUCAUGCAUUUUAUGGCCACCUUAAGAGAGUCAUGCGAGGGGGUUGCAAUCUGUAACUAUACCACUAGAUGCCACUAAAUCCUACACACUGGUCCUUUAAUGUGUCACUCACAAGUGUACAAGUGUAUGGUACUUCAAAUAAAAGCCUUUAAAGUCACUCAUCCUACAAUAAACACUAGUAGGAAUCAGGAGUAAAUUGUAUUAUAUUGUAUUGUCUGUAUUAAGAUGAAUUAAGAAGAACUAUUUUAAAUACUAUAUAUUAUUUAUAUAUUAAAUAUUUUGUUAAUGUCUGUUCGAAAUGCAGAAAUGUUUUGGUGCACUGAUGAUAGAUUGGAAUUGAUUUUAUGUUGUGUGUAUAGGGUGUUAUUUGUUUUGAAUUAGUUUUAUUUCUAUUUGUUUUAUAUUUAAGUUGCUAAUGUUGUUCUCUUUUUUCUAAAUAAUAUCUUGUAAGCCUGUUUAUCCUGAGCAUAUGAUUUAUACAUGCAUAAUAAUACAAAUGAAUGAAAACUAGUCAUAUUAUAUACUGUGAAAAGAGUGAUUCAUAUAGUAUGCUGGACAUACUGAGAGUAGAUUACAGUGCAGGUGAACUCCGUUGAUGUAUAUGAAACCGAUCUUGGUGACGGAAAAUCUGAAGAAAAAAAAUAAACAAAGUUGUGUUAGUAAUAGCUCCCAUGUCUCUUUGAUUGGUGCAGCACACUCAAAAUGCACGCACACAGCUGAUUAUGAUCAAGUGUCACACUUCCUUUUUCACACCACACAGUUGUUUUUAAGCAUCCGUGUGACAGUCAGCCAGUCAAUCAGGCUAACGCGUCUCAGGCUGAAUCUGUGGCAGCCUGCCUGCAGCCCAGCUUGCGGGAUGAAAGCCCACUGGUGGAGCUGUGUGCUGGGAUUACUCUGCAUGCCUGCUGAGGUAAUGCUCAGCAGAUGGACAGCUUCUCAGGAGCCCUCGUCUAUGUCUCUAAUGGGAAUCAACUCAUCUGUUGAGAUCACAUGCUCCACAUCAUUGCCUGACCCGAUGGGGGUCUACCUGCACAGGGGUUUCCAUGGAGACGAGGAUGCUGUGUACCUGGACUUAGAAAAAGGGAAAGUCGAAAAGGCAACUGUAGCUCCAGAAUUUAAAGGCCGAAUUGAUGUAUCUUCAGACCAGCAGAUCAAAGACGGGUUUAGGUUCACAUUUCAGAUGUCUCGGCUGGAGCUGACGGACACAGACUAUUAUUACUGCAGGUGGAUAUUCCUAAAGACAACCAAGCUAGAGGACCUGUCCAGCAGUGGCACCGUUAUCAUUGUCAAAGAGAGAAAUCCAACGGCACGCAAGUGCGUGGACGACAUUUGGGAGCUUACUUUUAUUGCCUUGAGUGUGACAGCAUUCACUGUCGUAUUGUUCCUCAUCAUUGGAGCACUGAUUAUGCAAUGCAAGCGGUUCAGAAAGAGCUUCAAACCUGCCAGAGCUGUAAGCCCGCCCAGACCUAACAGGCCUCCACAUGUCCGCACCCAGCAGAGAGUUCAUCACUGCCCAUACUUAAUCACUUCUACAAAUGAUUUUGACUUCAGGGGCGUUCUGUAAUGCUGAGAAUUGAUGAUAAGAGAUGAACAUUCUCCGGAAAAUUUAGUGGUGACUUACUGUAAAUAUAUCGCAUGGACGAUUUGUAACAGGUGAUUGAGAUUGAGUCAGCAGCUCGCCUUGAGUGCACAAACAAGGAAAAGUGUCUCAUCUUUUGCUCUCCUCUUCAUUUCCUUUUGUAUACAAAUUUGUGUUUUGUUUGCAGAAAAGUGACUGAGCUACCACAUCCUGGCUGAUGUGGAGUGCACAGGUGUGAACACUGUCAGUGAAGAAAAACUGCAGAGAGUGCAUUUUUUAUUAUUCUCCGCACAUCACAUGUAGACUGGACCUGUUAUGUGUGGUUAUUGUUGUACGUGUUUCCUCUCUGUCUCGUGCAAAGAUCUGAAUCUUGAACAAAUGUGAACCACAGGUUUCUGCCUGACAUUUGACAUGUACAUUAAAGCUGAGCUUUUUUCAAA
Larimichthys crocea (large yellow croaker) is the source of this 3226-nucleotide messenger RNA. RefSeq lists its product as uncharacterized. The coding region runs from base 1803 to 2771 and encodes 322 amino acids. The transcript has 7 exons. Gene Ontology annotation, cellular component: membrane. Gene Ontology annotation, molecular function: signaling receptor activity. The record is from RefSeq and is a predicted model, not a curated record. Lineage: Eukaryota; Metazoa; Chordata; Actinopteri; Sciaenidae. Gene Ontology annotation, biological process: adaptive immune response.